CCAAGUCCCCACCCCAGUAGCCAGCAGUGCCCGCUCGUGUCUGGAGAAAUGCAGUAGUGUUCCGUGAAAAUUUCCGCCCCUUAUCCUACUAAUCAUGGCGUUACGAGACAGGCUGGCGGCAUAUCUCCUCCUGCUGACGUCUGCUAUAGUGGGAGUGAGCCAUGGGUGUUUGAUCCCCUUCGUGAUGCGCGGCACGUGGUUCAGCUUCGAGCAAGGCAGCAACACCAUCACGGACAUCGACGACACCUACAUGACCAACCACGGCACCUGCGUGGCCAUCAAGGUGUACCGCAACGACUACAAAGCGCUCCUCUUCAAGCAGAACGAUUGCUACUACUGCGUGCGCUUCCGCAUCCGAACAGUGAACGUCCUGCAGAAGAGUGCAACUGGAUGCAACACUUACCGGGACAGCAAGCCGUCCCUGGAGGAUGUGUGUUCCGAGCUGGACAAGGACACGCGGCUCGUCACGAUGUUCAAUGAGAAUUAUCGACCAAAGAACUGUCGCUCGGCUAUUGAAGGCGUGUGGCACUUCGCUUAUCAGAACAGAUUUAGUUUCACAGGAGAAUGCAACCACCCUGAGGCCAAGAUCCGGUCAUGCCAGGAGCCUGGUAACCAGUUCCUCAUCGCCAACCAGAAAUUCAAUCUGACUUUCAAAAAAUGUGAUGGUAUUAAGGAAUCUUUUGAAGGAACCAAGGAGUUCUCGUGUCUGGGUGACUGGUUUGUGGGGAAGAACCACUUCUUUGCGGCUGCCAACACUAAGGAGUCGAGGAAGGAUGAGAAGUACCGCUGCUUCGUGCGUAACCGUGAUGACGACCUGUACAUGGGCCACUCCAUCACCCCCGAGUGCUCCGUGCUCAAGACACCAGAGAACAGUCCAUUCAGGUUCCGCAUGACUCCAGUGAAGCAGGAAACAGUCACUCCUGGAUGUCUGCUGCCCAAGAACUUCACUGGUGAUUGGGUGAACACGGCACACACAGAGGCAGACGUCAUGAUCAACCAGACACACAUCAUUGAGACCACAUACCCAGAUAUUGGCCGCUACCGACGCACUAUCUAUGUCUGCAGGGAACAGAAGGACAACCGAUACAUGAUGGCAAGGCUCAACAUUGAUGGCUGUCAAAAGGACUACGUAUGCUUUGAGUUUGUGCCUCGUCACCACAACAUCAUCAGGUUUAGAAAAGGUCUAGAGAUGAUCCGAGAGGACUUCUCCACUGUCUGCUCCUACAUUCAGUUUAAGAGUGACCGGGAGUGGAAUUAUGAUCUCAUGUUGGCCAGGGACCCAGUGCCUGUGAAAUGCCCCAUUGCCGGCAAAUUCAACUUUACCCAGAAGGGAGAGGUGCAGUUUGAGACACGAGUCCUUGGGGGUGUGACCAAGACUCCAUGGGAUGACAUUCAGUGCAAGGAGAACAUCUCUGACCUCUCAGUGUGUGACAAGGACCAGAAAGAAAUUUGGAUUGAUGCUCACUACUGCAUUACUGUGGAUGCAUAUGGCCGACACAUGGACAUUUACACUGAUCCAGACUACAAGCUGAAGUGCAUUGGAUACUGGAAGGAGAAUCUCAAGUCAUACCUGAUCACCUAUGAUGAGCUGGACCCAUACUCCAAGUACAGGUGUUGGGUGUACCAGAGAGCAGAUUUGAACAAAGUACUCAUGUCACAAAGUGUUGGGCCGUUUUGUAACCUUGGUCAGACUGUCCUGAAUACAGGCAAUGGGGCAGCAGUCAUUCUUAACAUGGUGGAGUAUGAAAGAGAACACGACCGGUGUCCUAUGCACUUUGAUGACGGUGACAACCCCUGGAAGGAGCCUGGAUCCAGUAUCCAUGUCUUCAAAUUCCAGGACUCCAGCACUGCAGCCUUGGUCACAACCCUCUCAGGGAUGCUUCUCUUCACACUCCUCUCCCUCCAUCUCAUCCACUUUGGUUGAGUCUGUGAGGUGUAAGGGGAAUCAAAUAAAUAUCAAUGUCAUAAUCUAAAGAUACUUUUAGGGUCAAGACUUGUAGGUCACUGCCAUGGAUGUUACUACAGACAUCCAGAUAUACUGUACAUACAUAAUCCCUAAAGGAGAGGAAAGAAUCCUCCAGUUUCUGCAACCUCUUCUCAUUAUCCAGUUUAAAGAUACAAACUGUAGAUCUCAAAAAGUGAUUGUGAAAAGGAAGAAGUUAAUCUACAAGAAAAAUACACAAGUAUAUAUAUAUAUAUAUAUAUAUAUAUAUAUAUAUAUAUAUAUAUAUAUAUAUAUAUAUAUAUAUAUAUAAACAUCAAGGAGUGGAUUUAUAUUGGCAUGGUUUGUCAGUUUUAAAAACUGGAGCACUUACUGUACUAUUAAUAGUACUGUACAGGUGAAUAAGGUUUGCCAAGAUAGGAUUUAUUUGUUCUUUCCUAGCAGGGAAGACAAUGUGUAGGAUAAAAUUUAAUGUAUAUAGAACUAACAGUCAAUACCAUACCAUAUUUAAAAAAAAAAAAAAAGAAAAAAAAUGGGAAGUGAGAUACAAAUUUCUUGAAAGGUGACCUAACUUUUGCCUCCACUUGUGCCAUCUCAGUGUCUCCCAUCACUGGUACUGAGGGACGUUGCAGUAGUCUUUGAGUUAUGUAAUAUUAUAGAUCCGUCCAGUAAUAUGUAACUUGUGUGCUGAGGAGUGAUCGUUCUUGAUGCAACUGUUCCAUCCCUUCACAUUCCGUCCAGUACAGUUAAAUUCUUGUCGCACUAGAUGAUGCUGAUAUCUACUGUAGUGACAAAAAGCAACUUACAUUGAAAUACUGUGAUCAUCAGUACACAUACAUACAUCCCAGUGACAGAUUAUUUUAUGUACAUUUAUCAGAUACGGUGCACAUAGGUACUUUUUAUCUCAAGAAAUGUACAUGUUAGGCUCAUAAUGAAUCACAGUUUUAUCUCAGAUACACAGUAUGUUUAAUGGUACGAGUAAUUUUUCUUCACUACGGCAGCACAAAGAUUACUGUAUUGAUGUAAUUGUGUGAACACAGCAUAAACUAAUUUACUAAAGUGUAUAGAGACACUUUCAGCUCAAUUCAAGUGCAAAUACUUUCAUGUUUGGGACUAUUAGGAAGAAUGUUUAUGAAAUGAUACUGUCUUCCAUAACCUUCAAUGAAAAUUUGUUUCUUACAAAUACUGUUACAUAUUUUCAUACAGCUUCAUAUGAUGAUUUUCAUCAUUCUGUCUUAUGUAUGUCUUGAUUGAGGAAAUAUUUCUCAUGAAAUAAAGACAUUCUGCUAUGUA
Molecule: messenger RNA, 3235 nt
Organism: Portunus trituberculatus (swimming crab)
Lineage: Eukaryota; Metazoa; Arthropoda; Malacostraca; Decapoda; Portunidae
Gene: udt
Exons: 11
Coding region: 95-1924 (609 amino acids)
Source: RefSeq, a predicted model, not a curated record